AUGAACAACUUCAGCUCUUUGGGACUUGGUGUGACGAGCUACUGGCCCAUGUUGAGCCCGGAUUUCUUCGAAGCAGACACUUACUUGCCGUACACAUCGGAUGAGUACACUUUCCUCAUCCGAUGGCAAGCAGACCUGGAUUUACGCAUCGGGCUGUUCGCUGCCUCAACGAUCCUCUACAAAAUCACGCCGAUGCCAAUCGCUUACUAUGCCUACACUGCCAGCGCUGCCCGAAUCAGCAUUCAACAAGGGCCGCAGAUGCCAUUUGUACAGGGUUAUGGGGACAACUGGCAGGAUGAUGGUUUUGCGGGGCAGCUGGUAGGGAACACCUUCCUUGCGUGCAUGCUGGAGAAGUCUGAAGAUGGCUGGACUUUGGACCUGUCAGGUGCAGGCACUUCAGCAGCACCUGUCCAGGUGAUGAAGCGCAAAGCUGUUUCGGUUGCACCUGCCAGUUUGUUGAAAGCCAUCGGCCACUUUAAGUGCGCAGACACGGAAUGUGCGAACGCACGAAGCUUGCACGUGGUCGCCAUUGAAGUUCAAGACCCUUCAUCCGGCAUGAUGCGUUUCUCACCCGAGGAUGGUGCACAAUGGAGCCUUGCCAAGACCACCUUGUACGCUUUAGCCAUCUUUGUGAUAGAAUGCUAUCACACGGGCAUCCACCUCUUCGCCGGCGCAGUCACCUCAGCCAUCCGGAAAGCCGUUCCAGCCGGCACUUCCCUGGGCCAAGCAGUGAGCCCGAACACCCUUCAGACUAUUUUUGCACUCUUCGAGCAGGCAGCCAUCCUGCACUCCACUCAUGGCUCGGUCUUCUCGGGAACGGUGUGGUCUUGUAACAUCACAGCGGUUUGGGCUGUGACCAGGGAGAUGAGCCAGUACUUCCUGAACACAGCGCCCCAGGACAUUUUGGGCAUGAGCGAAGAUAGCCCAGAUUGGUGGGCUGGGAGAUCCUCCGCCUUCAUAGAGCCCAUCUCGACUUUUGCAAGCUUCGCGGCGGAGCAGGCAGUGAACCAGGCUUCUGAGCAAUCCGUCCUGCAGAAUCUGCAAGAAGAACUGGAGUCGAUCGGUAUUUGGACUCCUCAGAGCUCCUUGAACGUGACUUCUAAGGAAGGCUUGGCCGCUUUGGUCAGGAACUUCCUCUUCGUGGCCGCCAUCUGUCACUCGCACAUGUACCUGACGCGUGAGGUCUUCACGCCUCUCGCUGGCUUUACUGACACGGAGCCUUUCCUUCCCUACCUGAGGAGAAAGCACACUCUUUUGGGCUUUUGGGCUAUCGUAGAGCUGUGCUUCCCAACUGUUCCAGCCACAGUGAACGAGAUGAUGAUAGUCGCUUACGCCACGGCCUCUGGAUUCACGAAGGGAGUGCCAGAACUUGGUGAUGGGAAGUAUCCCAACAGUACAGAGCUUAACGGUGCCGUGGCCAGCUUCCAGCAGGGUCUGAAACGGUGCCGGCAGGAAGUGUACGAGAUGUUCGGUGGUUUUCAUAACAAGACUUUUGUUCCAGGGUACCUGUAUCCUGUGGAUGUGCCCAAGCCAUUUGGCUAUGCCAUCACACAGACCGCAUAUGUGUGA
Messenger RNA from Symbiodinium sp. CCMP2456, 1569 nucleotides. The record is from the annotation of a GenBank genome assembly. NCBI's taxonomy places the organism in Eukaryota, Dinophyceae, Suessiales, Symbiodiniaceae.